AUGCUGCUCUCACCCCCUGCAGAUCCUCUGCAGCUGGAUGCUUACACAAAGCGCUGGCUGCAGCACCUGCAUUCAUGUGGCGCAGACACCACCAUCGAUUUCGCCCUUCAGUUUGGAACGUCCAAGGCGAAAAGCAAGAGGACCCAGGGAGACAACACUGGCGCAGGGGCAGGAAGGACGGCGGCUCCACUCAGCAUAACCUGCUCUGCGCAUCCAACGGUGCUGCAACUGCACGACACCAUUCAGCCGUGCCUGACCUGCCGCUGUCACGGAGUGCCUCUGCCAUUCCCUUCCACCUUACCCAACCUCUCGAACAACAGACCCAGCACCCCCUCGUCUCGCCCCUCCAACCCUUCCCUGCCUCUCGCCAAGCCCCCAAGCCUGCGAUGCCCUGUCUCCGGGCAGAGGCUGGAUGCGAGUGAUGUGACCAGCAACACUGUGCUGCUGGGAGCCUCAGGCACUGGUGGGAGACGGAGCAGUGGUGGUGGUGGUGGCUCAUGGGAUGGGGAUCCUGGGGAUCUGGAGCUCGACUUCUCUAACAGCACAGAGCUCUCCGAAAUGGAGAGAAACGAGCACGCGUUUGCUGCGCUGUGCCGCUCACUGAACCAGCAUGACAACGGGCUGCUGUGCUCCAGCCUCGUCGAUGCAGACACGCGCAUGGACGUCUCCUUCCCCUGCUACUACCUCCUGCUGCCCACUGAAGCUGGAUCGCUCCUCCUGAGGAGGGUGGCUUCAGCAGAGGAGCUGCUGCCCCUGCCACCAAGGCCGAUCAGCAACCACGGGGAGGAGGACGAGGAGAAGGGGGAAGAGGUGGCUGCUGCUGUCGACUUGGCACUGUCUCAGCUGGAGGAGGAGGCGUUCAACCCAGUGGAGGUGGAACGGGGCUGCCACCAGCGCCUGCAGUGGCUGCUCAAAGAGAGCUUGUACUUCCAGCCCAUACCUCCUGGCCGCCAGGGCUCCAACCUGCACUCUGUCGCGCAUGGCUCUCGCUCCUCCUCACGCUCCCCCUCGUCCUCAUCACCGUCAGCCAUCGCUGCCACCACAUCUGAUAGUCCAGGAGGGAGUUCCCCUGCUCAGCUCGCUGCUGUCUCAGGGAGAAGGGAGAGGAGGAGGUCUGGCUCUUCAUUGCUCGUUGCUGCUGCUGGAGCUGCUGCUGUUGCUGGCGCUGGCGCUGGGGCUGGUGGUGGGUGGGGGGCACUUCCUGUUUCUGCCUCUAUGGAUCCAGAGAGGGAGUCUGGGAAGGUGGGGAUGAGGCAUGGUGCGGAUUCGGAUCUUUCCGCUGCUGAGGAUUGGCAAUCCAGGGCCUCAAGAGGGCAGAGAUCAGCACAGAUUCUUCAGAUGAUCAAGGAGAAGCGGAAUCAGCUGCCGCAGCAGCAGCAGAUGCAGCAGCAGCAGCAGCAACAGAUGCAGUUUCAGAAGGAGCUCUCCUCAGGGCACCAAGCAAGCAGCCUACAAGCAGCAACUGCCGCAACACAGCCCCUGCGGCCACCCUUCGUCCCCACCCCUCCCCCACCUCGCACCACACAACCCUCCUUCCAGUCAACCGCCUCUGGUGCUAUCUCAUCCUCCCCUUCCCACCGCAAGCUCUUUCCUUACCUCUCCGCACCCCCUCGUGCGCCUUCCCCCUCCCAGCCCUCCUCCCGCUUCAUCGUCACUACUUUGUCUCCUGUAACAGGGCAUCCGGCAGGGAGAGCAGGGGAAGAAACUGUGGGUCGCAUGGAGAGCACAGUUGAAACAGGAAAGGGUAUUGACCCUGCCACUGCCACUGCCAAUGCUUCUGCUGCUGCUGCAGUGUGUGCUCCAGGACAGUCACUACCAGCGAAUAGAGGGUACCUGAGCACCCCUCCUGCAGAUGGUGAAAUGGAGACAAAGUCUGCAGAUGAUGCUGUAAGGUCUGCAGCUUCCGCUGCUGUGCCUGCUUCUGCUGCUGCUGCUGCUCCUGCUCCACGCCAUGGCUUGCUCUUUCCCUCAGGGGACGAAGAUGAUAUCGAGGAGGGAGGAUCAGCAGCAUGGGCUGUAGAGCUAGAGAGACUCUCAAACGGUGUGGGUAAGGCCACAAAUGGGGACACUACCAGAUUCGCAGGCGACUUGGGGGAAGAGCAGCAGAACAUGCAGGCUGUGCAAAUACUGCCUGACCUGCAGCUCCCUCCCUCCAGAUCCGCCCAUCCCCAAAAUGCACCAGCUGCUCAUCUUUCAGAGCGGGCUGCUCCCUCGGGCUUCUCGCGCCCUUCUCUUCCUCCAGCCUUGUCAGCAGACUCUCGAAUCCGGCUGGCACGCAGGCAAACCGCAGAAGCGGUCCCCCUGUCCGCACCUCUGCAAGACAGCAGCAAUCUGCAGCCACAGGCACAAACAGCUCUGGCUGUGCAGCGAAACCCUCUAGACAAGCCCCAGUUCUCCCAGGCGCCCAGAUUUGCGUCUAUCCCAGGGAUGCAGAGGGCUGGCAUUGGUGGUGGAAGGUACGUUCAACGAGUGCCUGGGGCACCAGGGCUUGGAAACUUGGAGUUGAGCACGAGGGGGGGUGAAACUGGGACGGAGGGUGAGAGGCCAUCAGGAAAGGGGUCAAGAAAGGGGGGAUUCAGGAGAAUUCGUCAGGGAAAAGUAUAA
This is a messenger RNA of Closterium sp. Naga37s-1, 2604 nucleotides long. Lineage: Eukaryota; Viridiplantae; Streptophyta; Zygnematophyceae; Desmidiales; Closteriaceae. The record is from the annotation of a GenBank genome assembly.